Molecule: messenger RNA, 558 nt
Organism: Impatiens glandulifera
Lineage: Eukaryota; Viridiplantae; Streptophyta; Magnoliopsida; Ericales; Balsaminaceae
Product: succinate dehydrogenase subunit 7B, mitochondrial-like
Exons: 4
Coding region: 130-420 (96 amino acids)
Source: RefSeq, a predicted model, not a curated record
UUCAUUUAACACGUUCUCUCUCUCUAAGAUCGCGAACCCUAGUCUUCUCUAAGAUCUUUCACCAUUUGGCCAUUCUAAUCAGACCGGACCCUUAGGUUUUACUCUCUCUAUCGGUCAUCCGCGGAAACCAUGGCGUUCUUCCUCAACAAAGCCACCAUUUUCCGUUCUUCUAUCAAUAAGACGGAAGAUGCGUCCUCUCUCUCGCGUCGCAGAUUCCAUGUUGAACCAGGGCUUCGCGAGAAGGCUCUCUUAGCUGAAGACCCAGUCCUAAGUCGGUUCAAGUCACAUAAGACAGGUGUUCGCAGAAUCAAACGAAUAGGGGAUGUUCUCACCAUAGUUGUUGUGGCUGGGUGUUGCUAUGAGAUCUAUGUGAGAGCAGUAAUGCGAGAAGAAGCUCGGAAACAAUCAAGUGGUGCAUAAUGAGAGGAAUGUGAGUCGAGUCUAUCCUUUCCCGGGGGUAAUUUAUUUUCUGCUUUUGUUUUAUUAAUAAAUUAAUUAAAAACAACAGCAGGACAAAAUUAAGUUGUCAAUAAAGUUGAUUGUAUAAGAAGGUGUUGC